AUGUCAAGAAUUAUAUCUUAAAUAGAAACGAUAAUGAUAAUUAUCCAUUAGCUUUUUUUAUGGAUUUGGAUGAUAGAAUUAUAAAUGAAAUCAAAAAGAAUAAAUGAAUAAAUUAUAAAUCUAACUCUUUUAUUUUAGGGAUGGCAGAUGCAGCUAAAAAUUAUUGUAGAGCUCGUUUUAAAAUUGCAAAAGAAAUAAUUAAUACAAAUUUAGAGAAUAUAAGAAAAUAAGUGGAAAAAGUUAACAAACUAGAUUAAUUCAUUAUUACUUCUGCCUUAAGUGGUGGAACAAUAUCAGAUUAUACUUCUUCGCUUUUGGAAAACUUAUUUGUUGAAUAUGCAGUUUAGGCUAAAUAAAUGCAUUCUUAAUAUAUCCUUCUUAGGAAUUAUCCAAUAACAAAGUGGAUAUCUAUAAAGCUGUGUUAACCAUUCAUAUGAUUUUAAAAAUAUUGUGUGUUUUAAUGCUGGGAUAAUCAAUCUAUGUAUAAAUCCAUAGAUUCAAAGAUUGGUUUGGAUUAUGUUGAUCAUACUCACUUAAAUAAUAUAGUAUCCUAAAUAAUUAGUUCUUAUACUGGUUAAAAAAGGUUUAGUAAAAUUAAUAAUAACAAAUUAUUUUCAGAGCUUUGUCCCUAUCCAAUAAUUCAUUAUAUAAUUCCUUCAUAUAAACUUUUGGCAACUUUUACUGACUAAAUCAAUUAAGAAUUAAAUUAAAAAUAAGCGAUCUCUAAAAUAACAAUAUCAGCUUAUAGGUUAUUUCAAUCAACAAUUAAUUCAAUACAUAUUUGUGCAUCCUUAGUAUAUCGUUGUAAAUAAAAUAAUUAAUUUUUUGGUUAUUGUGAUUUAACUCUUUAAAAGAUGAAGAUUAAACAUUAAACUAUUCCAAAUUUGUUUCAAUGUUUACCAUAAAAUUUAAGAAAUUAACAUAAACUUGUAUAUUUCUUUCAAAUGAUGCUUCUUUAUUCAAUUAAUUUGAAAUGUUUGGAAAGAAAUAUGAAAAGACAAUAUCAAAUGAAUUUUAUCAUUAAUAAAUAAGGAGAUUAUAUUAAUUUAUUAUUUUUAAAAGUUGAUUGGUUUAAAUCAUUAACAAAUUACGCUAAAAGUGCUUGA
This is a messenger RNA of Paramecium primaurelia, 1106 nucleotides long. Lineage: Eukaryota; Ciliophora; Oligohymenophorea; Peniculida; Parameciidae. The record is from the annotation of a GenBank genome assembly.